UUGUUUAUUUUUAUGUUUAUUUUUGUGCCAUAGAAUAAUUAUUCCACUUUCCUUAAUUCCUUUCAUAGUCGAACAAUUAUUAUCAAAUUUCAUCCACUAAAACAAAAUCCAUAACAAUUUUCCUGGCGGCAGAAGUUUCGAAAGGAGAAGAAAAAAGGCCCCAUCCAUUCUUUCUUUUCUGUGGUAGUUCAUUAGUACCGUUUGUUUUUAUCCAUUCAUCUCCUUCUUUUCUCCGCUUCCAUUCGCUCUUUAAUCUCACCAACUAAAACCCAUUUCAACGUUCCAUUUCAAGCACCUGAAAGAAGAAGAGGCUGAUUAUGUCGAAGAAAGCAGGCGCGCCGGCGCCGUUGCAGAAAGACGCGCCAUGGCGGGUAACAACCUCCAAACCGAUUCCCAGAAUCCACCACGCCCCUGUUCUCCGCGUCUCCCAUAACCCCUACUCCGACUACGCCAUUUCCGUCAUGAAGCAUCCUAAUCCAAUCGGAAGUGGAUUGGCAGAUGAUGCGAUAGUGGAAGCAGCUGGCCCCGAUUGCAUUGUUCCGGGCCAGAUUACCCCUGUUCGAUUGCUUGGCGUGAAGGUGUGGCCUGUUGAAGUAGACUUGAAAUUCCUGGAACCAGUGGGGCGGGAACUCAAGUUGCUUGGGAAGGUACUGCUUUACCACCAUUGUUAAAUGAUUUCGGAGAAAGUUACUUGCUUUGGCUGCAAUAUGUCCAAAUCUCCGAUUGAGUAUUUUGUAGUUGAAUGGUGAAACUUGUGGUUGCAAAUACUUGAGUCUUAAAAUCUAAUUUUCAAACUGAAAGUUAUGCCCUUUGAGAUCUAGCAAUCACCCUGACUUUAUGUAAUAACCUUCCUGUAUACUCUUUGUAUCAACUUGGAUGGCAAUUAAGGUGGCUCUACCAUAGUGGGCCAUUUUGAGGGGAGCAAAGAUAACUCCAUUAAUCCUCGUCUGUUGGCAAUAGCUCUGGAUGUUGUGGCCCCUAUGGUAGUUGCUUUUACACAUCUCGGUCACUUGUCUCCACUUCUGUCACUCAGUUCCCUUCUAUGCAUGUCGAAGGGAAUCUGUAAAGUUAAAUGUUUACUCGUGUCAUCAGAUCGAGAGAAGAACAAGAAUGCUUAGGAUGUGGUUUUAUGAUGGGCUGACUGGAUAGUUGGGUUGUGAUGACAGGAAGUCUUUUCUGUUUCCAUGAAGCCACAAAAUUUCUGAUAAACCCAUAUUUCGUAUACUUGGUACUAUGUAGUAUAUCUGAUGCCUUGUGCUUGAUGUGGAUAUCACUAGGCAUCAUAAUCCUUGAGUGCUGAAUCAUUAAAUUUGUUUCUUCCCAGAUUUGAGCAUUUCCAAUUUAGUACUUAUUUUUGCUCUACUAUCUCGUUGAUUGAUUGUGUUGCUAACUUGACCUUCAGUCACUAUUGGACUUAUAUCAUAAGCUAUGUUGCAGUCAUGUCGUUGUGUUCUGGAUCUCACGGUUCAUAUAUUGGAUUGCUCAUCAUUGCAGUUCAUGGACAAUGCUGUUGACCUGAUGAACAAAUCCUUCAUCGACCGCUAGUCUGUGGGAAAAGUAACCAUUUGCUUGCAAGCUGCAGUUUUGAUUCAUUCCAAUAGCAGAAGUGGGAUAAAGCAGAGAGAUUCUAUAGAUAAAGAUGUAAACUUGUGAUGUAUUCUCAUUCCUUACUAGUCCUAGUUAUUAGAGCCUGAUACCAAGAGUUACAGAAUUGCUGGAUGUCUCCAAAAAUGGGCAGGAAUUAUUUCUCCCAAUAAAUACUGUCUCUGUGUCUCAUGCCAUAUAUAAUACACCGCUUUAGAGAACUUAUAUACUCAGCCAUUUCCUUAUUGUGAUGAUAUAUCCUCUUUCCUUUGGAUCAAUGCACCUUUUCUCCAGCCUAAUUAUUCCUUUUGGUCUUCUUGAUCACAAGCUACAUAAACAAGGUAGCCUUUCUGUAUUCUACUGGGUUUUCUCCCAUUUUUAUUGAAGUUAAGGACGAUGGGUAUGAGAUGUGUUAAAUGUUUGGUCACCAACUUCACACUUACAGAGUGCCUUCAGUGUUUGUUUAUUCUGCAAAUCAAGAAGAAAAGCUACAAGAAGAUCUUAAGAUAGAGAUCCAUUUUUAGCUACCUUCCAAAAUCCUCAUCUCAAUCCCAUUCCUCUUUCGCCCAUUAAACAAAAAGCUUUUCUGAGUUUUCUCCUAUCCUCUCUUUUACAGAACCAGUGACGUUAAGUUAUAAGUGGAACUGCAGCAUCUAUGUAGCACAACUAGGAGCUUUUCAAGAGCCAAAUAUAGUGAUGCAUGAAAAGCCAUUCCUUUUUAUCCUUAUUCUGCCAUUUCAUUUUUUCUCUUAUGUACUUUAUUAGUUUAUCAACAUUCGAUCUCCAGCUAGGCUAUGGUGGGUUCCCCACGAACACUAGUGUUUUCCCAUGUCACAAGUUUCUGGUUUUCGUCACCCACCACAAGUUUUCACUUACUAUAAAAGGGUGUAAAAACCUCUCUGCAAUUCGGUGUGCAGAAGAAAAAUAACAGCCAAUGGAGCAAGGUGAUAAUAGCUUGAGGAAAGGGCCAUGGCUAGAGGAAGAAGAUGAACAACUAGCCAGGCUUGUGAAUGUGUUUGGAGAAAGGAAAUGGGACUCCAUAGCUAGAAUAUCUGGUUUAAGAAGAAGUGGAAAGAGCUGCAGAAUGAGAUGGCUGAACUACCUUCGUCCCAACCUGAAACGUGGUUGUAUUAGUCCAGAAGAGGAGCAGAUCAUCAUCCAACUCCACAAUCGAUGGGGAAACAAGUGGUCGAGGAUCGCUCGAAGCUUGCCAGGAAGAACAGAUAAUGAGAUCAAGAACUACUGGAGGACCCAUUUGAGCAAGAAGAAUACACAAUUACAAGAAGAAGGAAACUUUCAGUGUAACUCCAACGCAAGCCAUAAUCCUGAGCAGGAUUUUCCUUACCAGACAGGGAAUCCAAGCAGUAGCUGCAACUUGGCAUACUGCGACAUUGUUCAGAAUGGCUCGGCAAUGACAGGAGCAGACCAAUAUGAUCUUUGGAGUUUGAUGGAGUCGCCAUACGAGACGAGAUUGUAUGAUCACUGGAUGUCUGAGAUCAGUUGCGGUGAACAAGAAGAAGCCAAAUUUGGAGGAGGUCGUAACUAUGGAUGGAACUACUCUGAAGUUGGUGAAAGUUGCAUGAUGGAUUCUCUGUGGGAUAUGAGCUGAGGUUAAUUAAGAGAGACUGAUCUUGUUGAUCUCUGAGUAGGAAGGACAAUGAGAGAACUUGGAUGCUGUCAAAUCAGACUCUUGUUUUGAAAGCCUAUGUAUAUAACUAACAUGCAACUUCUUCAUAAGAAAGUUUCUGUUCUCUUCU
Messenger RNA from Linum tenue, 3341 nucleotides. NCBI's taxonomy places the organism in Eukaryota, Viridiplantae, Streptophyta, Magnoliopsida, Malpighiales, Linaceae. The record is from the annotation of a GenBank genome assembly.